AUGGAUGCAGAUGGUUUGCCUCUGGUCGGUCCAGGGAUAGACUAUACAAAGUGUGAAGCCAUCUACCAGAAGCGAACAUUGGCAUUUCUUAACCAUUUUGUGACACACACUGUACGUUUCUUGAAUAAAUUUUCUGGAGUAUGUGAAGAGAAGUUAGAAAGCUUGUCUUAUCGUAUUCAGCGAUUGGAGAUAAUGAUGAACAUUCUUGAAGCCAAACUUUCAUCCAUUCCUGGUUUAGAAAAUGUCACAGUUCCAACUACAGAUUCAUCAAUUGCUUCCCAAUCUCCUGCCGGAACCAGUCAGAGUUCAGCUGCUGCUCCAGCAGCAGCAGCACAGGAGAGUGAAACUUCUACACCUAAAUCAGAACCAACCACUCCCGGAACAGCAGCUACAACUCCUUCUGCUUCAAGUGAAAAGCCCAAAGUGACAGUUUCCCAGGACCCAAAAUAUGCAAAAUAUUUCAAAAUGUUGAGUGUGGGAGUUCCUGAACCAGCUGUUAAACUCAAAAUGCAACAAGAAGGACUGGAUCCAAACCUGUUAAACAAUCCCAAUGCUCCUGUUCCUGAUAGUGGAUCAAAUAAACAAGACAAAACUGAAGAUGAUUUUAGUGACUCAAUGAGUUCAGAAGAUAACAGUGAUGAUGAUGACGACGACUUCAGCAACUAG
Molecule: messenger RNA, 666 nt
Organism: Acanthosepion pharaonis
Lineage: Eukaryota; Metazoa; Mollusca; Cephalopoda; Sepiida; Sepiidae
Source: the annotation of a GenBank genome assembly